AUGGAUGGGAUGAUCAUUGGCGUGGUGCUUGGGAGUGUCGUGCUGGUGGCCGUCAUCGGAAUCCUUGCCUUCCUCUGCCACAAGAGACGCUCCCUUCAACGCCGCGAAGACCGACAAUUCCUCAUCGACCAUCACAUCUCGUAUGCCUUGGGGUACUACCCCACUCUGCGUGAUCUCGACACCAACAACAAGGAGCAACGCCUUGAAGAAGGAAGAGCAGGGACAGGAGGGUUGGCAGUAUCAGAGACCACCGGUUUCGGUGGCUUCCCUCCUCCCACCCAGCCCAUGUCGCGUCUGUCUGCUCAUUACCCGAGUCCCGUGGAGGAGCUGCUCCGUGAUCCACCACCUGCCUACCAGCCCCUGCCAGCGUAUGAUCCGUCUCGAUACCAAAGGGUUGAUGCCGCCCCUGUUGGACUGGCUAUCCCCUACCAUCCUACUGUGGACCAGCAGCAGGAAAGGCCCUCGUCAUGGAUGCUGGAUCCCCCGGCUCCGAUCAUGGCUCAGCGUGAUUCCUUGGUUACGCCUCGUUUUUCCUUUCAACCUUCGCCCACGAUAGGUCCCAUGCGGGAUCUCAAUGAAGGGUCGUCUCUUCCACCAUCGAGCUUAGAUGGUGCGACACAGACGCCUCGACGACCUAAGCCGGUGCUGUCGAGGCUGGUGACUGAUCUUCGAUGA
Messenger RNA from Aspergillus saccharolyticus JOP 1030-1, 675 nucleotides. RefSeq lists its product as uncharacterized. The record is from RefSeq and is a predicted model, not a curated record. Bases 1 to 675 code for a protein of 224 amino acids. NCBI's taxonomy places the organism in Eukaryota, Fungi, Ascomycota, Eurotiomycetes, Eurotiales, Aspergillaceae. The transcript is spliced from 2 exons.